CCUGGACACCAUGAGAUUUCGACUGUAUGUGAAGGGUUGCUGUCGAGGAAUUGCCGUAUUCGACGAUGAAAGACUAUCGAGAAUUCUUGUCCGGUCUUGGGUAGGGUGUCGAAUAUCGCAUCGACUGCUGAUGCGUUGUCCGCGAAGAAGUCCGUUUUAUGUUACUGUUGUGUUGGCAUGCCGCUGCAUCUUUCGUCUGGCCGUUCGUUCCAUUUAUGGUUCAGUUCCAGAACACGAUUUGACUUCGUGUCUGGUAUCACUCAAGUACGUUGUUUCCUACUGUUGUAGUGAUAUUUGCGUAGGCACACAACGAUCAAGAACCUGCGACGAUACGUCGUUACUGAUGAUCUACUUGGCUAAGACCAGCAUUUUAGCAUACAGGGAGCAUGGAGUAGAGUUACCUUUGAGUGCGCGUGGGUUAGGCAAGAUAUUCAGAGUGGCAUCGAUGUCUGAGUGGGAUGCAGGUGACGAGGGGAGUUGCUACGGUGUCGGCUACACGCUGCAUGUGUACCUUUAGUUGCCUUUCAUCCAUCUAUGAUACUUUUGAAUUCAUAAAAUUGAUUGAGGAUUUGGACUUGCUAUGGUUGCAGUAGCCUCCAACUUGAUUUGCAUAGUACAAGGUAUGCAGUAGGAAAUAUUUUCAUUUUCAAGACAUUAUUAUCACAGCUCGGAUUAGAUGUUAGAUUGUGCAAAAUGCGAGCUUUUUUGCACCACCACACUUCCAGUUUAAAUCAAUCAAACGUUUCUUCAUACAAAAAGGAAAGAAUCGG
Molecule: messenger RNA, 770 nt
Organism: Desarmillaria tabescens
Lineage: Eukaryota; Fungi; Basidiomycota; Agaricomycetes; Agaricales; Physalacriaceae
Exons: 7
Coding region: 11-517 (168 amino acids)
Source: RefSeq, a predicted model, not a curated record